Messenger RNA from Acipenser ruthenus (sterlet), 4903 nucleotides. RefSeq names its product zinc finger protein 30-like. Lineage: Eukaryota; Metazoa; Chordata; Actinopteri; Acipenseriformes; Acipenseridae. The record is from RefSeq and is a predicted model, not a curated record. The transcript is spliced from 3 exons. Gene Ontology annotation, biological process: regulation of transcription by RNA polymerase II. Gene Ontology annotation, molecular function: DNA-binding transcription factor activity, RNA polymerase II-specific; RNA polymerase II cis-regulatory region sequence-specific DNA binding. The coding region runs from base 612 to 1922 and encodes 436 amino acids.
CAGAGACGAAACUGGCGCCAUUUCAGAUCCAUAACAGGACAUUGCAGAGUAAAACACAACGCAGAAGGAGCCAACAUGGCGAACUCUGGGAUCCAGUUUCAUAACCUGCGACAGGGAGGCCAGCCAGUCAGUCACUCGCAAACUGGGAGAAGGUUGUUUCUGCAGCCAACCAGGCCCCGCUUGUAAGAGUGAUGCUUUCCUUUCGUUACAGGAAAUUGAAACGUUUGCGUUUGUUUUUGCAGAGAAAGAGAUAUUCAACUGAUUUUUUUUUUUAAAUAUGUAGGUUGGCUAAAAACCAAUGAUUUAUAUAUAUAUUACCUGCAUUGAGUUGUGAAAUAAAGAGUCCAUUUGGAGCGCGUCAGCUGUAGUACACACAGAGAUGUUUAACUUGACAAUAUGAUUUUGUUACUGAUAAAACAAACGCGCUGUAAAUUCUAGCAGAGCUCUGCAAGAUUCUGAAAGACAAAAAGUUACUCCUUGCAAAUUUAAACCAGUGUGUUUUCUUUCUUUACCUCACCAGAAGAAGAACUGCUAUUUUAUGAAUGUUAAUUUUGCAGUUAAAAAAAUAAAAAUACAUUUGCUACUCGAGUCUCAAACUAAAACCAGUGAAGAUGGACGUCAGUGUCUCCGUGUCGUUCUUUCAAGACGAGCUCGCCUCUACCAUCGAGCACGCAGUGAAAGCGGCUGUAGACACCGUCUUGUGCCAAAUCACAAAAGUUGUCGGCGGCAAAUUCACUGAAUUCCGAAUGGAAAUGGCUGGAAAGGAGAAAGAGAAUGAAAGUCUGAAGCUGAGAUUGGAAAUAUCAGAGAGCGAGUUGAAAGCAGUGCGGGAAUGCAUGAACGCUGCAGAUGCAGACAUUAAACAACCUCUCAGAAACAUGAACCCCGACUGCAAUGAACAAGACUUUCAGAGGAAUGAGAACCAGGGAUUAUUUCAAGAUCCCAAAGAGAGCCAUGCUAUGCCAAAAUCUGAAGCACAGGAGGGGCCAAGGAUAGAAGCAGUUUACACACUAGAGGAGUCCUUUCACCAGGAGCUGACAUGUGUUAAAGAUGAAGAGGUCCCUCGACUGGACUGUGUUCCUAUUAAAGAGGAAUUCAUAGAACAGGAAUGUGUCCCCAUCGCAGAGGAAGUUCCUACUGAAAAUAAUGUCUGUACACUUGAGGAGAACAACAAGCUGGGAUCCAGCCUGUGUGAUGAUUGUCCACCUGAAUGUGAACUGGGAUUUAGAGCUUCUAUAGUAGAUGAAGGAGAACACGACUCCACUCCAUCACUCCACUGCAAAAACUCUUCUAGUGGCAAACUGCAGCGCAAGAAACGCAGAGAGACGAUACCUCAAGAAGAGAAUGCAGACAAAUUGAGAGUUCAAAUUCCCCUUGUACAAGACAGGCAACCACUUACUCUGGAGAGUAUAGAUACUGCACAUUCUUUCUAUAUGAACAAUUCUGAAACCUGGGGCAACUUGAACAUUUUGCCUUGUUCUACUCAAGGUGGGAAGAGUUCCCGUCAGUUAGGCUCUCUUAAAACUCACAAGCGAAAUAACACAAGAGGGACUGCAUUUCCCUGUGCUGUUUGUGGGAAGAGUUUCAGUUGUUUCUCACACCUUAAAAGACACCAGCUCAGUCACACAGGAGAGAAACCGUACGAAUGUAAUGAAUGUGAGAAGAGGUUCUCUCAAUUACCACAUCUUAAAAAUCACCUCCGAAUUCACACAGGAGAGAAGCCAUACCACUGUAAUGUUUGUGGGAAGCGCUUUACUGAAUUAGGAAGUCUUAAAAGACACAAAAGAAUUCACACAGGCGAGAUACACAAAUACACAAACAAAUUCACACAUGAGAGAAAUGCUGAAUGUUGGGAAAGAGUUCCUUUGGAGGGACACCUUAUAAACCAUAAAGUUCUCGCAAGACAAAAACCCUGUCCCUGAAGAGAUUAAUGUGAUUUUAAUAUAUACUGUAUAUAUAUAUAUAUAUAUAUAUAUAUAUAUAUAUAUAUAUAUAUAUAUAUAUAUAUAUAUAUAUAUAUAUAUAUAUACUUCAAUGGAAAGAUUCCAUGCAUUCUAAAUACGGUUGAGCUAGAGGGAUAUAAUCCCUGAUAUGUGCCCUUAGAGUCUUUGUUACCGCAUCACAAAAACAAAUCAAAUAAGAUCACUCCGUCAGAUUUUAACACAAUGUUGUUUAAAGUAAAUUUCAACCUUUUUAAUAAGAUGUCCAUUGAGGAAUGGCUGAAUCAAAACAUCCCAGAAAAUAUGAGCACCUCUGAGAUGUCUACAGUCUCUGUAAGUAACACAGAGAGAAGUACUGUCGGACAAACUGAAAAAAAACUACCAUCAGUACUACUACAAGUAGUCCUAGACAUGGGAGUGUUACCCAACAGUGACUUGAUUUAAUUCAAAUAGAAAGAACUGAAAAAAUACCAGAAAACAGCUUGGGCAAUUAAUGUUUUUCAAUGAAUAAAAACACAAUUUUUUAGGAAAACACUUGCCAGAGAAUUUUAUGCAACCGCCAAAAAUAAAGAGGGACAACAGUCCGGUAUAUCAAGUUAUAUUUCUUUGAGAGCUGGGAUACACAGACAUUUAACAAGCUCUCUGUACUGCAAACAAAGAAAAAUAAUAAAAAACUCCAAUUUUACAUCUACAAAUAAUGUCUUUACCUCGAUAACAAAACAGCCCAGGAGAGAGUGCAAGGGUGAGAGCAUACAUCACCCAGCCAUUACUGGAUCAGAUCUGAUAAAAGGAAAGUCUUCUAAUGUUUUAAAUACGAACACUCCACAAGGCCUGCUGUAUAAAGUGUGGUUUGACAUUCAAAUACAUUUUGGGCAGAGAAAGCUCAAGAGAAUUACCUCAUAAUGCUUUCCUGAUCAAAACUGACGUCAAUGGUUUAAAGUGUGCAAGUCUCUGUUUCAAUGAAGCUACAAAAAAUCAUAACAACCCCACAGACAUCUUAAAAUCCAACUACGGAGGGAGAAUGUAUGAGUGCCCCGAUGAUCCAAACUGCCCCAUCAAGUCACUGGAGAAAUAUAUAAUGAAAUGUCAUAAGAAUCCAUCAGCUUUCUGUCUUUAUCCACGAACCGGACUAGAUCCAACCAAUGUGAGCGAUCACAGUAUCUGCUAUACUUGCAGGCCAUUAGGAAAAUACAAAAAUUAGUAUUGCUGCAGGUUUGAGCCGUCGCUGCACAAAUCAUUCAAUUAGGUCCACAAAAAUCCAGUUAUAGUCCAACUUUGGUUUGCAAAGCAUGGAAAUAAUGUUUGUGAUUGGUCAUCAAUGUGAAAGGAGCCUUAAAAAUGACUGGACCGUCAACGUAGAGUAAUGCAAAACCUGAUCACACACUCUGUCGGCAGCAGGAAACGUUCAUUCCCAUCUUCAUCGAAAACUUGAAAUAUUCAAAUCAAUAAACAAGGAAAAGACUUAUUAUUAUUAUUAUUAUUAUUAUUAUUAGUCGUAGUAGUAGUGGUAUUAUUAUUAUUAAUAAUAAUAAUAAUAAUAAUAAUAAUAAUAAUAAUAAUAAUAAUAAAUCUUUUUUCACAAUCUUUUGUUCUCUGUUUAUUCAAAUAAAAGUAUACAGUUGUACAUAUUUUAUAGAGAAGAUUGUUGUUAUGGAGGACUAUAUUUAUGGAAUGUUCAUUUUAGAGUGCUUAUGUGGAAGGAUAUGUUUAAAAAAGGAAAAUCUAAAUAAAUGUAGUUAAAAUCACUAAAAAAUUAUAGUUAAUUGUGCUGUAACAUUGAAGUAUAUGAGCAAUAAGACCCUCCACAUCGGGCAUUGCCAGGCAUUAUAUGACCGUUUGGUUGUAACAGCGACUUUGUCUCGGGCCCCAUUACCCAAAUGGUCAUAUAAUGCCUGGUGAUGCCCUCUGUGUCAUAAGAACAUAAGAAAGUUUACAAACGAGAGGAGGCCCCAUUCGGCCCAUCUUGCUUGUUUGGUUGUUAGUAGCUUAUUGAUCCCAGAAUCUCAUCAAGCAGCUUCUUGAAGGAUCCCAGGGUGUCAGCUUCAACAACAUUACUGGGGAGCUCGUUCCAGACCCUCACAAUUCUCUGUGUAAAAAAGUGCCUCCUAUUUUCAGUUCUGAAUGCCCCUUUAUCUAAUCUCCAUUUGUGACCCCUGGUCCUUGUUUCUUUUUUCAGGUCAAAGAAGUCCCCUGGGUCAACAUUGUCUAUACAUUUUAGGAUUUUGAAUGUUUGAAUCAGAUCACCGCGUAGUCUUCUUUGUCCAAGACUGAAUAGAUUCAAUUCUUUUAGCCUGUCUGCAUACGACAUGCCUUUUAAACCUGGGAUAAUUCUGGUUGCUCUUCUUUGCACUCUUUCUAGAGCAGCAAUAUCCUUUUUGUAACGAGGUGACCAGAACUGAACACAAUAUUCUAGGUGAGGUCUUACUAAUGCAUUGUAGAGUUUCAACAUUACUUCCCUUGAUUUAAAUUCAACACUUAUCACAAUAUAUCCAAGCAUCUUGUUAGCCUUUUUUAUAGCUUCCCCACAUUGUCUAGAUGAAGACAUUUCUGAGUCAACAUAAACUCCUAGGUCUUUUUCAUAGUUCCCUUCUUCAAUUUCAGUAUCUCCCAUAUGAUAUUUAUAAUGCAUAUUUUUAUUGCCCGCAUGCAAUACUUUACACUUCUCUAUUAAAUUUCAUUUGCCAUGUGUCUGCCCAAUUCGGAAUGCUGUCGAUCAUUUUGAAUGACCUUUGCUGCUGCAACAGUGUUUGCCACUCCUCCUAUUUUUGUGUCGUCUGCAAAUUUAACGAGUUUGCUUACUAUACCAGAAUCUAAAUCAUUAAUGUAGAUUAGGAAUAGCAGAGGACCUAAUACUGAUCCCUGUGGUACACCACUGGUUACCUCGCUCCAUUUUGGGGUUUCUACUCUAAUCAGUACUUUCUGUUUUCUACAUGUUAACCACUCCCUAAUCCAUGUGCAUGCAU